CUCCUCCCACUUCCCAAUUCCAAAAAAACGAAGAGCAAACCAUUCAACAACCAUGAAGAUCAACUUCCCAACUUUCUUCACAUCCAAGGAUUCCAAACUUUCCAAAAAAUCCAAGAAAAAGCCCAAUUCCUCCUCCUCCUUCUCCUCCUCUUCCUCCGACGACUCCAUCUCCUCCUCCAUCACCCGAUCUCCAAAAACCGUCCUCCCACCUUCCCCCUCCUCCGACCUCUUCGACGUCGACAAGAUCACCGCACGCGAUCUCGAGACGGUGAUACGCCGCCUCGGCCACUCCCCCAUCUCCGACGAAGACCUCUCGCUGAUCCUCGCCGAGAUCGUGGCCGACGACGGCUGCAUCCCGCUCGAAUCUCUCACGCCGAAACCCUCCGGCCCUGCCGAUCUCCACGACGCCUUCUCCGUCUUCGACGCCGACGGUGAUGGCCGGAUCUCCGCCGAGGAGCUUCUCGGCGUCUUCGUCGCCAUCGGUGAUGAUGGUUGUACGAUCGAGCAGUGCCGUCGGAUGAUCGGCGCUGUUGAUAGUGAUGGUGAUGGGUUUGUUUGUUUUCAGGAUUUUGUUCGCUUGAUGGAUGGUCAGAGAAGCUGUUGAAUAUCUUUCCCUUUUUUUAAUUUUUAUUUUUUAAAAAAAUUGCAACUUCUUGGAA
Molecule: messenger RNA, 659 nt
Organism: Dioscorea cayenensis subsp. rotundata (Guinea yam)
Lineage: Eukaryota; Viridiplantae; Streptophyta; Magnoliopsida; Dioscoreales; Dioscoreaceae
Product: probable calcium-binding protein CML35
Exons: 1
Coding region: 53-604 (183 amino acids)
Molecular function (GO): calcium ion binding
Source: RefSeq, a predicted model, not a curated record